UGGGAAGAAAAGGUUUCUUCUUUUCUGGAAGGAGAGCAGUAGUGGAAGAAGGUUCUUUCCAGGAAUCACCUCGUGCUCAUGGCAGUUUCCGCUUCGUCCGGCUCUUGUGCUGCGGCCGACGCUCGGCUCGGUUGCUCUUGUCGUCGUAGCGUACGGACCUGAACGAUUUUGGUAGAAGCCCUCACUGUCGACCUAAAGCCACGUUUUGGGUUCCUGUGCCCUCUUUCAACUUGCAGGCUCCUCGUGCAGACCAUUAAAAAUACCAAAUCGUAUAUUUUUUCUCAGUUAUUUUUUUAUUUAUUUCUUUCGUGUUUCUGCUUUUCUGAGGGUUUGUCCGCGACAUCGAAGUCCUCGCUUAGUGUUUCCAUAGACAUUUUACAAUGUCGUCGGAUCCCGACGAGCCGAGCAACAAGUCCGUGAAGGAGCUCAGCAGCAUCUUCGGAAAACGGGUCACGGCUAAUACCGGAGCUCCAGCUGCUUACGUGGCGAAACUCCACGCAGCCAAUGCGAGCGCAGGCUCUUCCGGCGACCCGCCAAAAAUCACGCGGAGAUCCUCUGGACCGGUUUCCACCGAAGGCUUAAUCCGCCACCCUUCAGGCGGGAUUCAGAGUCCGCAGUCUCAGGACGGAAAUGCUUCGGAAUCUAAGCGAGAUUUUAAGGAUGAGACUAAAGGACCGGUACCUGGCCGUUCAGGUCUCCGGCCGGUUGGGACUAGCACAGGCAGCGGUAAAGGCCCGCGACCAUCGUCAGGCGAUGGCUCGAAAGGUCCUUCUUCCUCCUCCUCCUCAUCGUCCUCGUCCUUUUUACCCCAGGUUAAGCUCCGUCACACGGCGACAGGACCACCUGGAGGAAAGAAAGACGCACCGGCAGAGAAAAAAGACUCACCUGCGGGGAAAAAGGAGUCCGCUGCAGGAGCAAAAGACGCAGCUGCGGGGGUGAAAGACUCGCCGUUGGUGGGGUCGUCCGCUGCUUCGAUCAGGGACGGAAAGAAAGAAUUGCCGCGUUCGCCUCGGCAUUCCCGAACCAAGUCUAGCAGCCGCGCAGGUGCCGAGCCUGAGCCGCUAGGCCUGGCUUCCCCUGGCUCGACUGCCAGGGCUGCUGCUGCGAAAUCGUCGCCGGUGCAACGGUCGUUUUCGCCGGGCGGGAACUACACGCGAGAAGAGAUUCGUAAGAUGGAACAAAUGCUGCACAAGUUCGAGGAGGACCUGGAGCUGAGCAACUUCGAGCUGGCGGCGCUGAGGGCGCGGCACAUGGAGAAGGUGGGGCGGCUGCAGGUGGUGGAGGAGGAGAUCGUCAUCAGCGAGCAGCGCAACAAGAGCCUGCAGCUUGCUUUGGCGGCCAUGGAGAAGGAGUUAGCCAAUUCGGACUCGAUGAAGGCGAAGCUAAGGAAGAAGCUGGAGGACGAGCAGGCGGGUAAGACAGAGGAAGCCGUCCGGGCAGCCCUCGAAAAGAUUGAGGCAGAGCAGGUGGCGCCGUUGAAGGCCGAGGUUGAGUCUCUCCGGGCAGCUGCGGAAGUUUUGACGGCUGACCUGGCGGCUGCCCGGGCUGCCCGGGAGGCGAAAGAAGCGGAGCUGUUGGGUGCGGAGGCUGCGAAUGAGAAGGUUGGCGGGCAAUUGAGUGAGGAAGAGGCGAAUCACAAGGUGACACGUGGCGAGUUGGAGGUGGCAAGGGAGGAGGUGAAAAAGGCGCAGAAAGAGGCUGAAGAGGCGGAAAAGGUACUGGACGAGCUUAAAACGAAGCACGAGGAGGCUUGUAGCGAGUUGGAGGGGUUACGGGGGACGCAUAAAGGGACGUGCGAGGAGCUCGAAGCGCUAAAGAUAGAGAUAGAGUCUCUUAAGGGGGAGAAUAAAGAGGUAAGUGAGGAGCUGGGAGCGGUUAAGGGGAAGUGGGAGGCAAGGGGGAAGGAAAUAGCGGUUCUGGUAAAGGAGAAGGGGGAAUUGGAAGGUGAGUUGGAGGGUUUGAGAGGGAAGUAUGAGGAGCGAGGGAGGGAGCUGGAGCAACUGCAGCUGCUGCAUGAUAAGACGAAUAACGAGCUGCACGUUAUGGAGGAUGAAAAUGAGAAGCUUCAGAAGGAGGUGGAGGGGCUUAGGGGCGAAGUGGAAGGGUUGAAAGGGGAGAAGGCGGAGGCGGAGGGAGAGAUAGAGAUGUUGAAAGAGAGUGGUGAGGAGAUGAGUAGAGAGAUAGAGGAAUUGAAAGGGAAGAAUGAGGAGAGGAGUAAGGAGGUGGAGGAGUGGAAGGAGAAGCAUGAGGGGUUGGGUAGGGAGUUAGAGGAGGUUAGGAGUGCGAAGGAGGAGGAAAUACAGGCAAAGGAAGGAGAGUUACAGGCGAAGGAGGAGGCGAGAAGGGAAGCCGUGAAAGAAGGGGAGAGUUUGAGGGAGAAAGUAGCAGAGGCGGAAGGGCAGGUGGGGGAGCUGCAGGGGAGGAUGGAGGGACAGGCGAAGGAGAUUGAGGGUCUGUCGGGGGAGCUGGAGGAACGCAAGGAGCAGCUAGCAGCGGCAGAGGGGCAGGAGUUGGAGGGGAGGGUGGAGGAGAUGGGGUUGGAGAAGGAGGCUCUGGAGCUGGAAAAGGCGGAGGAGGAAAGGUUGGUGAAGGAAGCGAUUGCGGCGAGAGAGGGGGUUGAGAAGAAGCUCCUGGAGGCACGAGGGGAGGUGGAACAGAGGAGGAGGGAGGUUGAGGAGGUGACUACAGCGAAGGUUGCGUUAGAAGGGGAGUUGGAGAAGGUGAGGGGGGAGUCGGAGGAGAGGGGGAGGGAAUUGGACGAGCUGAAAGGGAAGUAUGAGGUCGUGAUGUCAGACAACCAGGCGCUGAUGUCAGCGCAGGCAGCGCUGGCGGGUAAGAUCGAGGAGGUGACUGUAGCGAAGGAAGGGUUGGCUAAAGAGCUUGAGGACAUGACUAUAGCGUUGGAAGGGUUGGGUAAAGAGCUUCAGGAGGAGAAGGAGGGGCGGGCGGCUGUAGCUGCUGAGCUGGCAGAAACGAGUGCUGAGCUGGAUGGGAUCCAUGCUGCGCUGGGUGGAUCCCAUGCUGAGCUGGACGGAGUCCGUACUGCGCUGGAAUCGCUGACUGCCAUGCACGAGUCCCUUCAGAAAGACCAUGAUGCGCUUAAGGAGCGGAAUAGUGAGAUGAAGAGGGAUCUCGAGAGUAAGUCUGGCGAGGCGGGCGGGCUGGUUGAGGAGAUCAACAAAGUGAGGGAGGAGAGGGAUGAGGGGAGGAAGAGGGAGGAGGAGGGGAGGAAGAGAGAGGAGGAGGGGAAGAAGAGAGAGGAGGCGCUAGCUGCAGACUUAGAGCAGGUGCGAGGGGAGGUUGAACGGCUAAAGGGAGAGCUGGAGGCGGCAGGGAAGGAGAGAGAGGAUUUGAAAGGGAAGCUUGCUGCUGCUGUAGCCGGCCUUGCAGCCGCCGAGGCUGCGGCAUUGGCUCGGGAGGCUGAGGCCGCAGAGGCUCGGGCCGUACUGGAGGGGGAGGUGGACAAGACGAAGGGGCAAGUAGAAGCGUUGGAGAAAGAGAGAGAGGGGUUGAAGGGGGAGAUGGAGCGGGCGAGCAAGGAAAAAGAUGCGUUAGUUGCUGCCCAUGCUGCUGCUUUGGCUGAGCUGGUUGCCGCUAAGGGAACGGUGGAGGAGGAGGGGAGGAGUUGGCAGGAGAAGCAUGAGCAGGCGGUUAGGGAGAUAGAGGGAGUGAGAGAGGAGGCGGAGGGGAAGCAGAAGGAGCUUUUGGCUCGGGCCGAAGCUGCAGAGGUUCGGGUGGGGGAGCUGGAGCAGGCUCGGGACGAAGCUGUGGCUUUUGUUGGGAAGACCCAGGCUGCUUUGGAGGCUGCGAAUGAGGAGAUUGUGACUAUAAAGGGGGAGAUGGAAAAGAGGGGAGGGGAAGUGAAGGAAUUAAAGGAGGUAUUGGAAAGGGAAAGGGGCGAGAAGGAGGAGUUGAGUGCAGAGAACGAGCGGCUGAAAGAGAAAGUGGAGGCGCUUAUAGAGGGGAUGGAUGGAACCAAGGACGGAAUGACUGCUGAAGUGAACGCACAUGAGAAGACAAGGGAAGAGCUGGGGGAAGUGAGAAAGACCCUUUUGAGUGUGCAAGGCGAGUUAGAGGGAGUGAGAAGGGAGCUGGAGGAGAGUGAGGAGGGGAGGAGGGAGGCCGAGGAGGAUCUAGAGGUGGCUCAUGCGGCUGAGGCGGCGGCUAGGGCUGAGGCUGCAGCGGCGUCGGCGGCUGCAGUGGCGACAGCAGCAGCUAAGGACGGCGAGCUGGCAGAGAAAGAGAGGGAGCUGGGGCAGGUGAGGGAGGAGCUGGGGCAGGCGAAGGGUGACGUGGCGAGGCUAGAAGCGGAGAUUCGUGAGAAAGAGGAGAGGAUAUCGGUACUGGAAGGGGAGGUUGUAGAGAAAGGGGAGAGGGUUCUGGUGUUGGAAGGGGAGGUCCUAGAGAAAGGAGAGAGGAUUGUGAGGUUGGAAGGGGAGCUGAAGGAGGCUCGGGUGAGCGCAGAAGCAAAGGAGGCUGCUGCUGCUGCUGUGAGGGAAUCGGCGAGAAUGUCGGAGGGAGAGGCACAGAAGAAAGUGCAGGAGCUGAUGGGUAGGGUGGAGGGGAUGGAGAGGGAGAGGAGGGAGGGGGAGGAGCGGGAGGAGGGGUUGAGGGAGGAGGUGAGGGCGGCCAAAGAAGCGGAGGAGGAGGCACGGGAGGGGGCUAGGCUGGCGGCGAGUAGAGGGAGUGAGAUGGUGGCGGUGAUGGAAGGGGAACUGGAGGAGGUGAGGGGGAAUUUGAAGGAGAGAGAGGAGGAGGUGGAGCGAGUGAGGGAGGAGGUAGAGAAGGUGAGAGGGGAGUGGGCGGCGGAUGUGGAACGGAUGGGAAGAGAGAAGGAGGAGGCUGUCGGGAAGCUCGAGAAGGAGAAGGAGGAGUUGGUGAGCAAGAUGGAGCAGGAAAAGGGCGCUUUAGAGGAGCUAGUGAGGACGCUUACAGAGAGGAUGGGAGACAUGGAGGAGGCGAGGAGUGGGUUGGAGGAGACUAGCAGGAAGCUGGCAGGGAGGGUCGAGGAUCUAGAGGGGGAGAGAGAUAGAUUGGAGGAGGAACGAGGCAGACUGGAAGGGGAGAGGGGGGUACUGGAGGAGGGAAGGCAAGCCAUGGUUAUACGAGUGGAGGGGUUGGAAGCGGUUAAGAGGGAGUUGGAGGAGAAAGCGGCAGGGAUGGAAGGGGAGAGGGGGAGGAUGGAGGAGGAGUUGAGGACGGAGAGGGAGAGGGUGAGAGAGCUGGAGGGGGAGGCAGAGAUGAGGAUGGCUGCGGCACUGGCAUCGUCUGCUGCUGUGGCGGCGGGGGGGGAGAAGCAGAUCAGACAGGCACGGGCAGAGAGGGAAGCUGCUCUGGCUGAGAAAGCAGCCGCGGAAGCGGCGCAGAGAGCAGCAGAGGCUGCAGCAGAGGAGGCGAGGAGCCGAGAGGGAGAGGCAAGGGCAGCGGCAGAGAAUGCAUUGUUGGAGGCUGGUAGGGCGAAGGAGGGUGAGGAGUUGGCUCGGACCGAAGCUGCAGAAGCUUUGCAGGGUGCAGAGGCAGCAAGAGCCGAGGCUGCCGAGGCCAGACUAGCAGCGGACACCGCUCUGGCCGAGGCUGCAGAGGCUAGGGAGCGUGCAGGCGAGGUGGAGGGGGAGUUGGAAGCGGUGCAGAGGGAAAUGGAGGUGUUGAGAGUGUCAGAAGCAGCAGCUAGAUCUGCGGCAGAAGAGGCCAAGGUAGGGGGGUCUGUUCGGCUGGCGGCUAGUUUGUGGAGAGCCAGGGUGAAUCAGGGCAGCUUGGAGAGAAAGUGGAAGGAAGGGGAGGAGAAACGGCGAGCCAAGGAUGCUGCUGCUGCUGCGGCAGCAGCGGGGGCGGCAGCUGCGGCAGCAGUGGCAGCGGCCGCAGCAGAAGCGGAGAAAGACAGGGUGGUAAUAGAGAAGGGAAAGAUGGAGGCGGAAUUGUCUGCUAAGGUGGCUGCUGUGGAGGGAGAGCUGAAGACGGCUCGGGAUGCCGAAGGGGAGCUCCGGCUGCAGGUUCGGGCGCUCCGCCGAACCUUGGAUGCUCUGGAAGGCGAGGUUCGGAAGUGGAGGGAGGAGGCUAAGAUACGGAAGAAGCGGAGUGAAGAGGCAGCAGCUGACACGCUGAGGAAGUGGCGGGAGGUGGCUGGGAGGAGCAGUGUGGAGGAGAAUGCUGCAGAAACUGCAGCUGGUGCUGCUGCUGCUGCUGCUGGUAGAAGGAGCUCGUCGUACACCAUGGCAACUAACCGCACCAGUUUGCCCUCCAUUCCCACGUCAGGGGCUCUGGCGGGGGGGCCAGGCGAUGCUAACGAGGUUAUGUUUGCCAAGAGUGCGGAGUUUCACCCAGGUCAGCUGCGGGCGAUUCGGCAUUUUAUGAGUGCAGGCCAAUCGGGCCCAUCAUCUGCGGUUGCUACACCCCGGGGCGGACCCGCAUCGGCUACAGGAACUCCGCCUCCUUCCCUGAGGGCAUCCAUGGGGUUACCGGCUCCGGUGAGGAUUAAGAGACUCGAGGGAGAAGGAACAGGUCGGCGUGGAACAUCAGGGAACAAGCCUGGAUGGAGGAAGUCUAUGAUAGGAUUUUUAGGGAAAAAGGCGGUGAAGAGUGAAGCGAACACCCCUCGUGGCACGGACGUUUCUCAGAGUGCCAUCUUUUAGAUCGGUUGUUAGUGUUUGAUAGGCUAAGGAAAAGGGUUCGUUUUCAUCAACCAGAAUAACGGGAAACGUUCAUUUCACGGCCAUGUACUAUCUGUUUUAUUU
Messenger RNA from Closterium sp. NIES-67, 6731 nucleotides. Lineage: Eukaryota; Viridiplantae; Streptophyta; Zygnematophyceae; Desmidiales; Closteriaceae. The record is from the annotation of a GenBank genome assembly.